AUGGGUGUGGUGGAUAAUCCAUUAUGUCCUGUGUGUGUUUUGGAAGUUGAGAUAGUCUACCAUGUUCUCUGGAGUUGUAGUGCAGCAGCAGAUGUGUGGGCUGAUAAAUCUAGUCCUGUUCAGAAGUGGCCUCGAGUGGGGGGAGAUUUUCUGGGGCUGUGGCAAGCUAUGGUAGAGAAGUUACAAGCUGAGGUGUUGGACCUUGUUGCUACUGUAAUGAGGAAUAUUUGGCUAAGGAGAAACAUCUAUGUUUUUGAAGGAAUGUUUAAAGCUCCUACUGAGUUGUUCUUACAAGCUCAAGAAAACCUGGUAGAGUACAAAGAAGAGCAGGUGGUUAGGUGCAAUGACAGAAAUGCAAGACAACUGAAUCGAAGAGAAGCUAGAUGGAAAAGGCCUAGUGAGGGGUUUGUUAAAGUAAAUUGGGAUGCAGCUUUGGAUUCUGAGAAGAAAAGAAUGCGACUGGGAGUAGUGGUGAGAGAUGAGGAGGGCGAAGUGCUGUUAUCCCUUUGUAAGCUAAUGGAAGGUCUGAGUAAUAGUGCUACUGCUAAGUUGUAUGCCUUAUGGGAAGCUCUAAAGGUGUGUGCUGAGUUGAAUUGGACUAAAGCUAUCUUCGAAGGGGAUGCGUUGUCUGUGAUCAAGUCUGUUAAUAGCUCGAGUUGCUGCUGGGAAUGGCAUGGACAGCUAGUGGAAGACAUCAAGUUGAUCCUUUAUAAUAGUCAGAACUGGUAUAUACAACAUACUUAUAGAGAAUGUAAUCAUGUAGCUCACACACUUGCUAGGAUAGCUUUUACUUUUACAGAGGAGAAAGUCUGGAUUGAGGAGGGGCCUUCGGGCAUCUAUUCUUUUGUACUGAUGGACAAAGUUUGUAGUCAAGAUUCAAGGUAA
Messenger RNA from Juglans microcarpa x Juglans regia, 885 nucleotides. RefSeq lists its product as uncharacterized. The record is from RefSeq and is a predicted model, not a curated record. Lineage: Eukaryota; Viridiplantae; Streptophyta; Magnoliopsida; Fagales; Juglandaceae. Gene Ontology annotation, molecular function: RNA-DNA hybrid ribonuclease activity; nucleic acid binding. The transcript has a single exon. The coding region runs from base 1 to 885 and encodes 294 amino acids.